GCUGAAUCAGAACUCGCCACCUCCUCUUCCUCCAUAGACGAUUCCAGGAAGGCCGAUCUCUCUUUCGAAGAUGUCAGCAAUAAAGAGCUGAAUGGCCUUAUCGAACAAUACUUCAAAGGGGACGAACAAAUACUUCCUUCGAUUAUGGAGGCUAUCAUGAAGCGAGGGCUUUCGAGGAAGCAUGAAGAGACGGAUGAUGAGUUGAUGGACGAGCUCCGGAUGGUGCCGCUGGAGAACGUCACGAACGCCGAGUUCGAAUCCGACUUUGAGGAGCUCCACGAGACCGAUGAGGAGAUUGACGACCUCUAUAAUGCGCGCGAUUACGUCCAGAAGAAGAUGAUGAAGGAUGAAUUUUUUAACAUGGAUGAUCGAAAGUGGGAUGAAAUGAUCAAAGAGGCAACAGAGCAGGGCUUCCUGAAGGAUACUAGGGAAUGUGAGCAAAUACUUGAGGAUAUGCUCAGCUGGGACAAGCUCCUUCCUGAUGAGAUAAAGGAAAAAGUUGAGGCCAGGUAUAAGGAGUUAGAAGACAUGGUUGGAGAAGGAAAAUUAGAACCUGUGGAAGCUUACAGAAUGUUCAAAGAAUUUGAAGACCGAAUGGUUCUUGAAUGCCAAGAAAUCAUGGCAGCAGAAGAGCCUCCCCCUGAUGAAAGUGAAACUAUCGAAUCAAAUGACAAGAAGAAGAUAGUUUUGGAUGAUCCACCUGGUGAAGGACCAAUCCUAAGGUGGGAAUCUCGUGUUGUAUUUGCUCCAGGUGGUGAUGCAUGGCAUCCAAAAAAUAGAAAAGUCAAACUUUCUGUCACUGUAAAGGAACUGGGGCUUUCGAAGCAUGCAUUCCGCAGAUUAAGAGAGGUAGUUGGAAAGAGAUAUCAUGCUGGAAAAGAUGAGCUAACAAUCACUAGUGAGAG
Messenger RNA from Phalaenopsis equestris, 905 nucleotides. RefSeq lists its product as uncharacterized. Gene Ontology annotation, cellular component: mitochondrial small ribosomal subunit. The transcript has 3 exons. Gene Ontology annotation, molecular function: structural constituent of ribosome. The record is from RefSeq and is a predicted model, not a curated record. The annotation marks the transcript as partial. NCBI's taxonomy places the organism in Eukaryota, Viridiplantae, Streptophyta, Magnoliopsida, Asparagales, Orchidaceae. Gene Ontology annotation, biological process: mitochondrial translation.